Pteropus alecto (black flying fox) is the source of this 3511-nucleotide messenger RNA. It is a transcript of the gene CASD1, whose product is annotated as CAS1 domain containing 1. The transcript is spliced from 18 exons. The record is from RefSeq and is a predicted model, not a curated record. The coding region runs from base 1 to 2232 and encodes 743 amino acids. Lineage: Eukaryota; Metazoa; Chordata; Mammalia; Chiroptera; Pteropodidae.
AUGACUGACCUAAGAAGAACUGAUGGAGUCAUCAACACCCUCCAAAAAGGGGGACAGGAAGAGAUUCAGAGCAGAGGCAAUGAUUCAUGUGAAUACCUUCUUUCAAGUGGCAGAUUUCUUGGAGAGAAAGUUUGGCAACCUCACAGUUGUAUGAUGCAUAAAUACAAAAUCAGUGAGGCAAAGAACUGCCUUGUAGAUAAACAUAUUGCAUUUAUUGGAGAUUCCAGAAUCCGUCAAUUGUUUUAUUCUUUUGUAAAAAUAAUUAAUCCCCAAUUCAAAGAAGAAGGAAAUAAGCAUGAAAACAUUCCUUUUGAAGACAGGAUUUCAUCAGUUAAAGUGGAUUUUCUGUGGCAUCCAGAAGUUAAUGGUUCUAUGAAACAGUGUAUCAAGGUGUGGACUGAGGAUUCUGUUGCAAAGCCUCAUGUGAUUGUAGCAGGAGCUGCCACAUGGUCUAUCAAGAUUCAUAAUGGCAGCAAUGAAGCGCUUUCCCAAUAUAAAACGAACAUUACCUCCAUAGCACCACUUUUAGAAAAACUGGCAAAGACUAGUGAUGUUUACUGGGUCUUACAAGAUCCUGUUUAUGAAGAUCUAUUAAGUGAAAAUAGAAAAAUGAUCACUAAUGAGAAGAUAGAUGCCUACAAUGAAGCUGCAGUCAGUAUUUUGAAUAGUAGCACCAGAAAUUCUAAAUCAAAUGUUAAGAUGUUCAGUGUUUCCAAAUUAAUUGCUCAGGAAACCAUCAUGGAAUCUUUGGAUGGCUUACAUCUUCCAGAAAAAAGCAGAGAAACUGUAAGAAUUCUUGUAUCCAUCAGUAGAUAUGGAAGUAUGGAUAUAGAAGAGGACAAGGGAAUAUUGUGGUUGUACUUCACUAAGUGGACUCGGUUGCUUUUUUUGAAAGAGUUUUGGGGAAGGUCAAAGGGUCUCGUUUUAUUAUAUCUCUUAUCAAGAAAUAAAAUGACAGUCUUUAACUUUUUCCCCCCCCAAGGUUCUUUUCACAAAAGCAUUAGCUUUAUAUCCUAUAAGAACAGUUUUAACAUACUUAAUAUAAACUGUCUAAAUAAUAGUUUCAUGGGGAAUUUUAAAAUAGGUCUUGGUUCUUUUGCACAGACUAAAGUAUUAAAUAGAGAACAAACAGAUGAAUGGAAAGGCUGGAUGCAACUUGUGAUUUUGAUUUAUCACAUCUCUGGAGCAAGUACAUUUUUGCCUGUGUACAUGCACAUUCGGGUUCUGGUUGCUGCAUAUCUAUUUCAGACAGGGUAUGGGCAUUUCUCAUACUUUUGGAUCAAAGGAGACUUUGGAAUCCACAGAGUAUGUCAGGUCUUAUUUCGUCUCAAUUUCCUGGUAGUGGUGUUAUGUAUAGUGAUGGAUCGGCCUUAUCAAUUCUAUUACUUUGUCCCCUUGGUCACUGUAUGGUUCAUGGUCAUAUAUGUUACUUUAGCACUAUGGCCUCAAAUAAUCCAAAAAAAAGCAAACGGAAAUUGCUUCUGGCAUUUUGGCUUACUGCUGAAACUAGCCUUCUUGCUAUUAUGUAUAUGUUUUUUGGCAUAUUCUCAGGGUGCAUUUGAGAAGAUCUUUUCUCUUUGGCCAUUGUCCAAGUGUUUUGAACUGAAAGGGAAUGUCUAUGAAUGGUGGUUCAGAUGGAGGUUAGACCGUUACGUAGUCUUUCAUGGAAUGUUGUUUGCUUUCAUUUAUCUGGCUUUACAGAAACGUCAAGUACUUUCUGAAGGAAAGGGUGAACCUCUUUUUUCAAACAAAAUUUCAAAUGUUCUAUUGUUUAUUUCAGUGGUUUCUUUCUUGACCUAUUCCAUCUGGGCUAGCAGUUGUAAAAACAAAGCAGAGUGCAAUGAACUCCACCCAUCUGUUUCUGUGGUACAGAUUUUAGCCUUUAUCCUAAUAAGGAAUAUUCCUGGAUAUGCUCGUUCCAUUUACAGUUCAUUUUUUGCUUGGUUUGGAAAAAUUUCAUUAGAGCUAUUUAUCUGCCAAUAUCACAUAUGGCUGGCGGCAGACACAAGGGGUAUCUUGGUGCUCAUACCUGGAAACCCUACGCUUAACAUCAUUGUCAGCACUUUCAUAUUUGUUUGUGUGGCACAUGAAAUUUCUCAGAUCACGAAUGAUCUUGCACAGAUUAUUAUUCCUAAAGAUAACUCAUCUCUGUUGAAAAGGUUGGCAUGUAUAGCUGCAUUUUUUUGUGGACUUCUCAUUUUAUCAUCCAUUCAAGAUAAAUCAAGACAUUAAGUUCCUAAGAUUCUAAAAAACUUAAACUCUUCAAGCUAACUUUACGUCUGCCAAGAGGAGAAAAACAUCUAUCUGGAGAUAUAACUGUAUAUGUAAAUAAACAUUUGUGGUGAGAGGACAGCUCAGUGAUGUCUGGUGAACACUUGUGGUUGUAUAUAUAGGAAAUGUACAUAUCCGAUGUGAAAUAUUGAAAAGAACUGGUGAAGCAGAGUGCAUUGUAUGGGAUUGCAUGUGAAGUCUUUUCUACUGGAUCUGUAUUUCCAUUUAUAAAUGAUUUUAAGUUAACAUAUGAAGGCAGGGAAAUAAUUACCUUUCCAGUAAAAAAAAAAAAAUAGAUAAUUUAAUGAGCUUAGUGUCACACUGUUUUGAUAAUUACUAAAUUUGUGGUAAUAAGAUUGUCUACACCUGUAUCGUCAUGGAACUUCCUAUUUCAUUGAAAACUUUCUUAAGAAUGACUGCAGUAUUGUUUUCUUAUCAUAUGUGCAAUGAUGUGGAAUGUUAAACAGUAUGCCUUUAAUUUAUAUGUGUUCGUGUUCUGAUGUUAUAUAUUUCCUGCCAUGAUUUUUUUUUCUAACUGUGGUUUUCAGGUAUACAAACCUAAAUCUUUGUACACUUUGUCUCACCGUUGUUCGAGGCUCCAUGACAGGGUUUUGUCAUUGUCAUAUGUUAUUGUUGCUUCUUUUUAUAAAAAGGCCAAAUUUUCUUUCCAAUUCAAACAUUCACUUGUUUCCUUAAGCUAUACCAGUGUAAUACCAGUUACCCUGUGGAUCCACUUAAUCUGUUUUUCCCUGACUGGUUAAUUUUUGUACAUUAUUUCCAAUGUUUGGAAAGCUCUUUAUAACCAUUUCGGUAUUUCUUAUUACUCCCUCCUAUUUUUAAAAAAUAUUUGUCAGUCUAAACUUGUGCAGUCUAGUGAAGAUUCAGGUUGUUAGGAGUGAGAUAUAUAUGACCAUCAGUAGAAUUUGAAGUAAACCGGUGACUUUGAAGUAAUCCGGUGACUUUGGGCAAUAUGUGUUUUUGGUUUGGUUUGGUUUGGUUUUGUUACAAGCUAACUGUUAAAGGUAUAAAUUUAUUUAUCUGUUGUACAGAUUUGAUUAUGACUUUUAAUGUUUGAAAGAUUGCACUUGUUUGCUCUUACUAUGUGUGGGGUAAAAUAUAUUUUCUGUUCAUGGUAUAUGAAAAUAUGGAGUAAUUUAAACAGUAAAUAAACGUUCUGUGGAUGCUUAUUUUUGUAUUGGCAAAAUAUCAAUUAAACUAUAUGUGUUCUUUUUUUAAAAAA